AUGGCGGGGAAAUUUGGCCAGGGCUCCUGCUUCUGCUGUGUGCACUCAAAUCGGCACGGGCUGAUCCCUAAUUACAGGCUAAAAUGCCGGCAGUGCUUCCACCAGUACCCUGAGAACAUCAGCUUCAUCAAGCUGGACUAA
Alligator sinensis (Chinese alligator) is the source of this 141-nucleotide messenger RNA. RefSeq names its product ribosomal protein S29 (gene RPS29). NCBI's taxonomy places the organism in Eukaryota, Metazoa, Chordata, Crocodylia, Alligatoridae. Gene Ontology annotation, cellular component: cytosolic small ribosomal subunit. Gene Ontology annotation, molecular function: zinc ion binding; structural constituent of ribosome. The record is from RefSeq and is a predicted model, not a curated record.